Molecule: messenger RNA, 3858 nt
Organism: Oppia nitens
Lineage: Eukaryota; Metazoa; Arthropoda; Arachnida; Sarcoptiformes; Oppiidae
Product: condensin complex subunit 3-like
Exons: 6
Coding region: 136-3858 (1240 amino acids)
Biological process (GO): mitotic chromosome condensation
Cellular component (GO): condensin complex; condensed chromosome
Source: RefSeq, a predicted model, not a curated record
UAACAAACAAACAAAAACAAUCAAAACACAGGAAGAUAUGGUUUAGUGUAUAAACAGCUGAAGAUAUAUCUGUCAAACAAACAGACAGACAGAUAGAGUAAUUGAAAAGACAUUAUCCGCCGCCGUAUUGAAGACAUGUCGGGUAAACAAAGAAACCGCAAAAGUGGUAACAAGUCGUCAAAAAAGCGUCGCUCAGUACCGCCGCCGCCGUCAUCGGCGCCAGUGGUGGUGAACGUCGAGGACGCGAUGCGUGCCAUCUUUGACGACUCGCAACGUCUCGACAAACAUACCGAAUGUUUGGUCCGGUUGUCGUGUCUUCAGCGACAAUAUACGAAAAACAAGCGAUCGAUCAAAGAGUUCUACAGAGAGCUGAUCCGCGACGUAAAGUAUUCGCUAUGGGUUCCCGAUAGCCGAUCGCCGUACACACAAAAUACUAUAGCUUUUAUUGUCAAAUAUUUGUUGACAUUUCCGGCAACCAUUGAAAUUGAUCCGACGGUUAACGGCCGCGCCGGUAGAGGCGAUGACGGCAACGGCGGAUAUUUGACGCUCAACGGCGACAACGACGAGUUGCGACACGAAUUGAUUAAUGCCAUACUCGAAGAUGUGGUCAUACCGUAUACCAACUCAACAAAAGUUGAAUGCCGUCUGAAUUCCUGUUUUUUAAUCCGAUUGCUGUCCGACGAGUUGGACGACAUCAGCGAAGAUAUGUUUGAAAAGAUUAGAAAAGCAUUACUCGACCGAACUGUCGAUAAAGUGACGUCAGUCAGAGCGGCCGCUAUUAUGGCUUUACAUCGGUUUCAAGAUUCCAGUAAUGACAACGAUCUGGUGAUUCUGGCCAUACAUUUCCAUUUGGACUACGAUCCGGAUCCCGAAGUUCGUCACAAUUGUUUGAAAUCGAUGGCCGCUUUGCAGCAAAGUUUAACACAUUUUGUUGGCGCCACUCGUGAUGUCAAAGAUUUUAUCCGCAAAACUGCUUACAAUCAAAUUGCAUCCAAACUGCAGAUGAAAUGCUUUACUAUUGAACAACGGCUGACAAUAUUGAAGAACGGUCUCAAAGACCGCAGUCCAGCCGUCAGGAAAGUUGUCGAAUCGGUUCUAAUUCCUUCGUGGGUCAAGAGUUGCGACAAUAAUUUGGUUCAACUGUUGAUUGCUUUGGACAUCCAAACAGAUAUCGAAUUAAUCGAGAAGAUGUUAAUCAUAUAUUUUAAGCAUUUGUUGAGUGAAAAACUCGGUGACGACGACAACAAACCAAAGACAAGUUUUCAUCAGUUGGUCGAAGAGUUUUGUGCACAAAAUCUGACAAAAGAACGUCUGUUUAGUGUUUCGUUAAAUGUCGAGAAUAUCUUUUUGUGGCGAUUUUUAUGCGAGUUUUGUCAAUCAAAUAAAAUUGCGACCAAAGAUAUUAAAACUAACGUUUCAUCGCCACCAUCAUCACCACCACCACAACCGAUGACUGAAUCCAAUGAUCCGAUCGAUACUACCGGUAAUAAUACUGUAUCUGACGAUCAGUUUAAUGUUGUUCAACAAUUUUCUGCAACCAAUGAUAUUGAUUACAAUGACAAUGAGUGCCAAAAUUUAUCACCCGAUGAAUCCAAUGUACAAAAUGUUGACUUAUUUGAUCUACUAGUGCCUGAAGUACCACUAUUUUAUUCAUAUCUUGAAAAAUUCAUGACUAAUGUCAUCGAACAGGACUUGUCGAUGGAAGACGCGCUGGACUUUGAAUUUAUUUUCAAUCAAUUUAUGAAAGUCUCACUACUGUUGGACAUUGGAGACGAAGCCCAAAGAAAAAUGUUGAUUAAGUCUCUGAGAGUUAUACUGAUGAACGAUGCGAUUGGCUAUAAAUUUCUCAAUUAUGUCGCACCGGUUAUGAAAUGUUUGGCCCGAAAAGGUUUUACCGAUAAUAUAACUUUUCUGGAUUUUACUGUCGAAAUAAUUAGCGAAAUAUUCAAUGCUAUCGGCGCCGCAUCAGAUGACUUGGAUUCGAUUGCCGAAGAAACUGCUGGUCGCGAACUUGAAGACCAAAAAAACAAAUUGAUUGAAAUGAUUGAUAAAUUGAGAAUUGAAUUACAAGAAAUGGAUGGCAAUGAUGAUGAAAGAAGAGAGUCGGAAAAGACACAAGAAAUUAAUGUCAAACUAACUGAUUGUCAACAGGAGCUGAACGCCAUUCAGGACAAGAUAUCGGCCACUAAUAACAUAUCAUUUUCACAAUCAUCGCAAACAUCAUCGCUACAGAUAAGCACCAGAACAUCAUCGUUGCCAUCAUUUACUGAUCACCCGAAGUCACUGAUGCGAUGUCUUCAUAUGUUUUCAAGUUGUCUUGAAUUCAGUGACUUUAGUCAAGUAAACGCAGUUAUGCAGACACACAUCGAGAAAGUGUGUUUGCCAGGAUUUCUCAGCGAUGAUGUGUCUGUCCGACGGGCGGCCACCCGUUGUCUCGGUUUAGUCUGUCUGACGUGUCCUCAAUAUUUCAAAAAAUAUUUACAUCUAUUAAUUGAAAUUUUUCUCAAAGACGUUGUUGUAAUCAAAAUGAUUGCAUUGCAAAGCAUUUUUGAUUCACUUUGUGAACACGGAAUCAAUAUAUUUGAUGAUAAAAAAGACAAAAACGGCGACAAAACCGAAGAUAACUCGUAUAUCCGACAAUUGGCUUUCGACGACAGCGAUGAAGAUUUCAUAACAUCACUGAAACAGUUCUUCUAUACACAACUCGAAUCGGAUUUGUUUGAAAUCAAACAGACGGCCGUUCAGGGCGUCUCCAAACUCUUAAUACACUGUCGUAUGUAUUCGCCUGAAUUGUUGGCCAAAUUGAUACUGAUUUGGUUUACACCCGACGAAAACCAAAUACUCGUUCAAUUUAUCGGCGAUUUUUUGCGUUUGUAUGCAUUGGCUGAAUCUCAGGGCGUCAUUGUUGGCCAAUCGGCUAUCGAAGAGUCAUUUAUGAUAACUGUUCAAACAUUGUACGAUCAGCGCAUGAAAAAUAUUAAUUACGAAAAUUUGAUCAAAUUUUUUCUGAAUUUAAUUAACGACGAAAGCCACCCGAAGUUGGCCACMGAUUUGACUAAACGAAUGAUUGAUUGCGAGCCGCAAGACAUUAAGUUUGCCGAAGACUAUCUAUUGCCGGCAGUCGUUCACUUGAAUCUGAUUCCAAUGAAUGCCAAAGAGUUGAAUCAUUUUGAAUACAAUAUGAAGAUUAUUGUCAACAAAUUUGAGUCAUCAAAGUCCAAGAUUGUCAAGAAAAAGUUGUCGACAAUAAUGAACAGAAUAGGCGAUCGAAAGGAACUAAUGACUGCUAACGAAGCUUUUGAACGUGACUUCGAAGCUAUUGAUGAUAACGAUAAUGACGACGAGGUUUUAGUCGAAAUUGGUGACCAAAACACCGAAGCAAAUGUUGACUUAAACGUUGGUCACGACUCUGACGGCGGCGAAAGUUUCAAGACUUGUCCCGAAAGUCAAAGUCCGCCUCAAAAGAAGAGACGAAUGACUUCGGACAAUGAAAAUGACUUUUUCGAGGCCAACGAUAGCGAGUUGGAUAUGACUGAGACUGUGACCAAUGAAACUGUCGAACCAGUAGCCGAUGAUAACAUUGUUAUUGAUAAUACAGAUACUAAUAAAAACAAUAUUAAUGAUAGUAUUGUAGAUAAUACUGAAGAUAAUAAUGAUGACAAUGAAGACAAUAUUAUUGAUAAUAUUGAAAAUGAUAGCAAUAUUGAAGACAUUAUUGAUAAUGCUAUCGAAGAUUUAGAUAAUUUUGAUGAUCUACUAAUUGAUAGUACAAAUAAUAUAGAAGAGGAAGAGAUGCCAAAAAUCAAUGAUAAUGUUGACGACACACAACUAGAUGACGAGCUAAUGCAUGUCGAUUAA